GUUUCUUGGACAUGUUUUACUGUGCUAAUUACAUGUAAAAUUUUUGAGGUCUACUUGAAAGUUUUAUUUGAAAUCACUCAUGUGGUUUGAUAUAAUUAGAUAAUGUUUGGAAAUGGGGAAAAUUUAUUGUGAGAAUUGUCGUCGCAAAUGUCGUGGCGACGUACUACGAGUGGCCGAUAAAUAUUUUCAUAAAGACUGCUUUAAAUGCACAAAAUGUAAUAAAAGCCUUGAACAUGGUGGAUUUUUUAUGAAAGAUGGCGGAUUUUACUGUCAAGAUGAUUAUCAACGUUAUUUUGUUGCGAAGUGCAAAAUUUGCUCAGAAGAACUUACUGGCGAAGUUGUUACUGCACUCAACUUUUCAUUUCAUCGGGGAUGCUUUAAAUGUAAUAAAUGCUCUGUGGCAUUCUGUCCUGGUGAUCGUGUUACUGUUUGGCAGGAGAAAUUCUAUUGUCCACGUUGUAUUGAUGAAGUUUGCUUUUCUUCAAGUAUUGGUAGUGAUAUUAAAAAGAGCAGUUUCCAGUCGCCUUUAUCUGUCACAGAUGAUGAAGGAUGUGUCAGUGCUAGUGAUAUGGCAUCUCCACAAUACAUUCACGAACAAGCCUCUGAAUCAAAACAACCACAGAAUAAUUAUUCAUGCAUUCCCUCAACUGGACUUCCUCAAAAAUCAAGAUCUAUUUUACGAAAACCUGCUGUUGUAGAGAAAAACGGUCUUCGUGCCUCCAAGGAAAGGGGAUAUCUGAGCACAGAUUCAGGGUUAGGAGAACGUUUGUGUGAUUCAAACAAUUUAGAUGAAUCGAAAUCAAGGCAUUUUUCUAAUGGUUAUUCUGAUCAGGAGAAAAUUGAUGUUAACAAAGAAAAGUUGAACACUCUAUCCUUUCAUUUGUCUAGACAAAGUUCAUGUGGACGAAUUCCUACCUCUAACUAUGGUCGAUAUUUAAAUCAAUCAUAUAUACAUUUAACUAAUCAAGUUCCUGUACCUAAUAAUGAUAGAUAUAAACGUAAUAUUUCAUCUACAGCGCUAAAUAAUUAUUCACAACCAAGACAAUUUCAUUUACCUGAAGGUGGUAAAAGUCGUUAUCUACCACCUGGUACAAAAUUGCAUACAACAUUAUUUGGUCGUUCUAUGAGUGGUGUCCUACCAUCCUACAAUAUAACAAGUACACCACGUUCAAAUAAUCUCAACACAAAUGCUAAUGCUAAUAAUAACAGUGUAAUUAUUACAUCACGUUCAUUAAAUAAGCCAAUUGCUUCCUCAGCUAUUAAUUUAAGUGAUAAUAAUAAUAAUCAUAAAACACAAAGCGACAAAUCAACCACUACAGGAAUAAUGGUUACACCACAAUCGAAAAAGACAAAAAUUUUAUCUAGUACAACUGUUAAUGGACAGCUCAAAGCGUCAACAACGCCUACAGGAGCUGGUAAUACACGAAAUUCACAUAUAGACGAUAUAAGUUGUUCUGGUCCCAUCUCAUUAAAUGAUCAUGAUAUAACCUUAGAAACACGUAAGCUGGCUUGUUUACCAGCUGGACAAGAAAGAGAUAAAAGUUUGCCAGCACCAAUUGAACGUUAUGAUUGGCCAGCACCACCUGCAUCUGGUGUUGUACUAGCUGAAUUAAUGCGUGAACGACGUCAACGGCGUAAAGAACAAGCACACUAUUCUGGUGAUGGUGAUGAUUUAGAAAGUCAAGAAGCUCUAAGUAUUGAUUAUUCAUUCGAUGGAAUACCAGAGACAACAGUUGAUCAUUCUACAGCGCAUAUUGGUAUUGGACAAGCUAUCAUUCGUGAAGAAGCUGAAAGUAAGCGUAGAUCACGUUCACAAACCUACUUGGAUCCAGUGUCAGCUUCUAGAACUCCGAGUGCAGCUGUUGAACCGUCUUUCAAACCACGUUUUGCUACUCACCAAUUUGCAUCGCCUUCUAGACACAGAUCAACUUCACCAAUACGACGUUAUAAGCAUCCAAUUGGUUAUUCAUUAGAAUUUAUUUAUUUGGGUAACCGAAAUUGGACACUUAAUCGAUCGGACACAUUAUUAAAUCGUGAUGGAAGUCUAACUCAAGGGGCGACAAUGCCAACAGGAAACAGUACUACUUCUCAGUAUACUAGCAACUCACGACUCAAUACACCAGCAACAAUGACGACAACUCCUACACCCAUUGUCAAUACUCGUUCAUCAUCAAUUCGACCUGGUUAUACUGGAGGUCGACUAUCAGGCGGUUAUUUAAAGACAACUAGUCUACCAAUAAAUUCAUCAUUUGGCAGUUGUUUAAGAUCAUCUAGUACAAAUUUAUCAAAUGGUCAUUCGAAAACAGUUACACUAAAUGGAAGUAUUCGAUUCGAUGAUAAAUCGAAAUUAUUAAAUGGUGACAGUCUUAGACAUACUGUUCAAAAUUUAUCGGAAUCUGAUAAUCGAACUGCUACGGUGGAAUCGAUAAGAAUUUAUUCACCAAUUGAUGAUGGUGAUGAUGAUGUCAAUAAUGCCAACAAUAAUAAUACUGCAUCAAUGAAUGGCAUCUCAUCAAAUUUAUCAAAGCUUAACAUUAAACAUAGUACUAUACCUAAUGGUCAUUCACACCAUAACGGAGAUUCAAGAUAUAGUGAUGAUCGUCGAUUAAUUGGAUCAAGUCCAAGUCAUCCAAGUGUUCUAUUAAUGUCUUCAUCACCCAGUGCUGUAUUCCAUCAGAAAGUAUCACCACCUGCGCCUAAAAUUAUAUCAUAUGAAGAAUUGAAAGGAUACAAGGGAGUAUAUCCUAAGGGAAUAGAUAGAACUGCAUUAGAGGCACAUUUAUCAGAUGAAGAAUUUCAUCAAGUAUUCUCACUAUCUCGAACAGUAUUUUAUCGUCUUCCUGAAUGGAAACGUAAUGAUUUAAAGCGUAAAGCACAACUUUUUUAAAUUUUUUUUGUCUUCACUCCUCUACGACACUCUUCAAUCUCCUUUCGAAGGAAAUAAAUUUUUAAGGAGAAGGAAAAGUUCAAUAAAUAACCUUUAGAUUCUAUAUGACAUCAUUUCGAGUUUGAAUCUGCCUCCUCUUCCUACUCAACCUCCUCCGCUUCGAUUCCCCCCCCCAAGCCACCUCUCCCAUCCACCAUUAUGCACAAUCCAACAGGAAAAAGAAAAUAAAAGAACAAACUUAUUUUUUUCGUAAAAACAUGGGAAUAAAGAAGUUCUGUAUUGAGAGAAAAGAAAUGAAUUUUAUUUUACCUAGUUUUCUGUCUUUCUAUUACAUCGUUAUUUUAACAAAUAAUUUUUCGUGAACUUUCGUUUUUAUGUUGUGUUGCCCUGUACUACUUACUCGACUGCAUUACAUUGAUAUCAGUUUUAAAAAUUUGGAGUUAAAGGAAAACGUAACUUGAUCUAUUCAGUAUGCGCUUUGUUUAUAUUUGAAUCGUUUUCCUUUAACUUCCUCACUUUCUGUUUGUUUAUUUAUUUAUUUUUGCUUUUCAACAUUUCUUUCUGUGUGUCUCAUCUUUUGCGUUUUGUUUGUUGGUAUUUUGAAAACAAACAAAAAAAAGCAAAAGAGAGAGAAAAAUACAAACAAAUUUUGAUGGAAAGAAGAUAGAUGUUCCUUUUUUGGUGUUAUCCCGGUUCAUACAAAAACUUACUUUAUUCGUCAUUCAGUAUUGUUGUUAAGCAUAGUAGUAGCGGUGUAGUUAAGGUGUACUUGGCGCAUGAUGCACAUUUUUUCCCGUUAAAUCAACCGCUAUUUUCUGAAAAUCUAUGAAGUAUCAUUUACUUACAUAAAUAAAACAAAAAAUUAUGCUUUUCAAUGGGUGGCUUGAUCAUUUUGGUUGAUCACUGCUGCUUUGAUGUAUCUUUUAUCGCGCUCUUUUUUUGUGUAAAUACUACUUUAUACACUGAGUUUUCAGUCAUUCAUGUUAAAAGUAUCAUUCUUCUAUUUUUGUCUAAAAUGAGGAAGACAUUGAAUUUUGAAUGUGUUUACACUUUUGACCAACCGAGUAAUUCAUGCAAUAAAUAGAGUGAUAUUUUACAAAAGGGUUGUCACAUGAUUUACAAAUGAAUACAUGUCAUGAAAUCGAGUUUUGUUGAUCCAGUCAUUAAUUUAGUAGUGGUUCGUUUAUGGCGAGUGAGAAAGCUGACUAAGUUUUAAAUUGUUCAAUGUUCCAAUAACCUCUGGCUUAUUAUUUUCUUAGCUUCUGUUUUUAGUCCUCACUUGUUUGUUUUAUUUACAAUUUGUCAAGAUUAUUUCACACUGUUUUGACUUGUUUUCAGUUAUCUUUUCGCUUAAUUUUAGUACUUGAGAAUCAUAAGUUUACUGUUAAAUGUUGUGUUUAAAUUUAUUAUUUUUGCGUGGUACUUGGAUUCAAAAUGAACUUCAGGGAAAUUCAAAUUUUUGUUUUAAUGCUAUGAUACACUUACAUGCGUUUAUUCACCGUUUGGUCUUUACGUAUAAAAUCAAUCAUAAUUUACUUAUUUUAUUUCCAUUCUUGUUCACGGAACUGUAUCGUUUACCAGUUCGUAUUUUGGUCAAUGGAGUAGAUUAAUUCGAUAAGUAAGGUUCAGUUAUGCUAAUGUUCUCCGUCAAACCAUAUAUAAAUAUAUAUAUAUAUAUAUAUAUAACGAUAAUAAUAUUGUCUACAACAAACACAGUUUGAUGCAAAGUGAGUAAGAUAGGCAGAUGAACGGGUGGAAUACUCAAGCUCUGAAAGUUGAGAUAUGCUAACCAAUUUUCUUUUUCAUCUAAUUAUACUUAUCUCUUUAUUUAUUCUUAUAAAGUAUGGUUAUCAUUAGAAACAGAUAUUUAUUUGCUCAUCUUUACCAUUUUAAGCUAUUGAACACUGAAACACUUUGAAAUUUAUUUUUCUUAAUGUAGUUAGUUGCAUGUUGUUUUAAUGUGAGAGCGAAAUUUAAAAUUCGUCCUCCUCCUCCUCCUCAUUUUUUGGUACAUCAUACAAUUAUAUGUAUUUGUGUGUUUGAGGCGAAUAUUAUAGAUGUAUAUUUUCAACUUUUGAAAUCUCUAGAAGUCCUUAAUACCUUGAAAACACUUUACAGUGUGUUGUGUUAGUUAGAAAUGAGUGUGAUUAAAAUUUAAAAUGACCGCAUUCAAGCGUACAUUGAAUUGAGUUUAGCGCUUAAAUAACUUUGUUUUUUCUCUAUUUCAUUUGUUUGUUUUCUUUAUAAUAUUCUUGUAUCAUCAUUAUUAUUUCUGUCAUCAGUAUCAUUAUCAUCCUUUCAUUUGAUAAGUUCAAUAAUGUACAUUGUAUAUAUUAUAUAUGAUAAAAGUAUCCUCUAAAAGUUUACACCUUGCG
This is a messenger RNA of Trichobilharzia regenti, 5262 nucleotides long. The record is from the annotation of a GenBank genome assembly. Lineage: Eukaryota; Metazoa; Platyhelminthes; Trematoda; Strigeidida; Schistosomatidae.